Messenger RNA from Emericellopsis atlantica, 825 nucleotides. RefSeq lists its product as uncharacterized. Bases 1 to 825 code for a protein of 274 amino acids. The record is from RefSeq and is a predicted model, not a curated record. The transcript is spliced from 2 exons. Lineage: Eukaryota; Fungi; Ascomycota; Sordariomycetes; Hypocreales; Bionectriaceae.
AUGCAAGACUCCGACCUAAGAAAGAUCAUGAAACGAUACCAGGAGACGACGCCGAAGGAUUUGGUAAUCGUCUGCGGCUCGAUGGAGUAUCACGUCCACAAGUUGAUCAGUGCUCUCUCACCAUUCUUCCAGAAGGCUUGUGAAGGGGAGUUCAAGGUAUUUUUUGGUUCUCGAACAAAGAUUUGUCGACUAAUUCAAUCCACACAGGAGGCUCGUGAAGGCAGGCUUCACCUUCCUGACGAUGACCCGAGGUCUGUCGACGCUAUGGUUCAGUGCGCUGCCACCGGCUCCUAUCAGCUAGCAUCACAUACGGUCGAUGGAGGAACCUUGCUUGAUCAUGUCAAGGUCUGGGCACUGGGACAGAAGUACGAGCUCCGAGGAUUUCGAGACGCUGCACUUGGUGGAUUUCGUGGCGCCUUUGGGAGCUACUGCCGUUCAUAUAAUCUGCGCGACAAAGAGACGGCAUCGGCUGUUGCUGAAGAUUUGAUGGAAGCUGUCGACUACGUCUACACAAACACAGUUGCCGAUCAGAUCUCGUCCACCCGGAGACAGCAUGAUACUGUCUGGACUAAUCAACUGCGGGAGGAGUUGGCUCGCCGACUUGCAAGGAGUCAAAAGGCUGUUGUGCGUGAAGAAGCUAGACGCGCUGCCCAAAAACAUCAUGCCUUCGCUUUUGAACUUCUCAUCGCCCUCGAGGAGAUAGCGGGCGGCCCCCCUGAGGAUCCUACCGUCGAAGGUAGCGACAGCGCGUCCAGUGCCAACUCCACUCCUCAUGAAAGCAUCGAGCAAUUCAGGGAUGAAGCCCAGAGCUGUGCCCAGAUGUAA